UGCGUCCCGGGCGCGGCCGCCAUCUUGGUGCCACCUUCCGCGCAACGCAAAGGGCGUUUUUCCCUUUCGUGGCCUGACGAGGAGGGGAGCUCCGAGUGAGGGCUGCUCGGGCUGACUGUUUCUUUUUUUUUCCUCUCCCUCGAGUGAAGUGAGGCGUCUCGCCGGUCUUACUCGCUCCCUGGUGUGGGCAUUGGGCGCGAGGGAGGAACGACGACUCCUUCCCUGCCCCGAAGCGGUGGGAGUCGGGGUAGGAUAAAGAGGAUAAAGCAAUGCAUUUGUGGAAGAAAACCCAGGUUCAGAUGGCCCAGUUCUAUUGAUGGAUUAAUGCUUAUACCGAGGUACUAAGUCUUUGAACAAGUUCUUGUUUUCAACAAGUGUUAUGGACAACAUUAAAAAAGUAGAUAACAACCCUAAUAAUGAUGGAGUUCUACUUAGAAUGGGCCUCAACGAUAACAAAGCUGGAAUGCAAGGUUUGGAUAAAGAGAAAAUCAAUAAAAUCAUCAUGGAGGCUACCAAGGGUUCUAGAUUUUAUGAAAAUGAACUUAAAAAAGAUAAGCAAGUUAACCAACGAAUUGAAAAAAUGAUGCAGCUAAAAGAGAAAAUUACGAGCCAACAUCUUUUGAAAGCACAGCUGCAGGUGGACAAACUUGUGAUGGAACUGGAACAGAGCCGUAACCUUAGCUGUACUAUUGUACACAUUGACAUGGAUGCCUUCUAUGCAGCUGUAGAAAUGCGAGACAAUCCAGAGCUGAAGGAAAAACCUAUAGCAGUGGGAUCAAUGAGUAUGUUGUCCACCUCCAAUUACCAUGCUAGGAGAUUUGGUGUACGUGCAGCCAUGCCUGGGUUUAUUGCUAAGAAGCUAUGCCCACAUCUAACUAUAGUGCCGUUAAACUUUGAAAAAUAUGGGAAAGUGAGUAAAGAGGUUAGAGAAAUAUUGGCUGAAUAUGAUCCCAAUUUUAUGCCUAUGGGCCUAGAUGAAGCCUAUCUGAAUAUAACAGAGUACUUGGAGGAAAGAUUGAACUGGCCUGAAGAUAAGAGAAGGUGGUACUUUAACACAGAAAGCACUGCAGAGAAUGAUAAACAGGAUACAAAUAUUUCUGCCAAACUCGGUUUAAAUGAAGAUGCAUUCUCUUCUUCACCACUGCUGUUUGAAGACAACACGUCUCUGACAGAUGGCCACCCUGAACAAAGAGGUCCGUCAGCAGUGAAAUCAGUUGUCUUUGGAACUUCUGCAGAGGAAGUUGUGAAGGAAAUUCGCUUUAGAAUUGAACAGAAAACUAGACUGACUGCUAGUGCAGGAAUAGCUCCAAAUACAAUGUUAGCAAAAAUGUGCAGUGAUCAGAAUAAACCUAAUGGACAAUACAGAAUCGCACCUGACAGACAAGCUGUGCUAGACUUCGUGAAAGACUUGCCUAUUAGGAAGGUGCCAGGUAUAGGAAAAGUAACAGAGAAGAUGUUAAAAGCCCUUGGAAUUGUGACUUGCUCAGAACUUUAUCAGCAGAGGGCACUGCUUUCUCUUCUCUUUUCAGAAGCAUCUUGGCAUAAUUUCUUGGAUAUCUCCCUUGGUUUAGGCUCAACACAUUUGGAAAAGGAUGGAGAAAGAAAAAGUAUGAGCACUGAAAGAACGUUCAGUGAAAUUAACACAGCAGAAGAUCAGUACAGCUUGUGUCAAGAACUUUGCAGAGACUUGGCUCAAGAGUUACAGAAAGAGGGACUUAAGGGUAAAACUGUUACCCUGAAGCUGAAGAACGUGAACUUUGAAGUAAAAACAAGAGCUUCAACUGUGCCAUCUUCUGUUUCUACUGAGGAGGAAAUAUAUGCUGUUGCUAAAGAUUUGUUAGGAACAGAAAUUGAUGCCGUUUCUCCUCAUCCUUUACGGAUAAGACUUAUGGGUGUACGAGUAUCAGGAUUUCUGAGUGAAGAGGAGAAGAAAUACCAACAAAAAAGUAUUAAGAGUUUUCUAAAAUCAGGAAAAGAAAUCAGUUUUCUUAAACUUGAGCCAGGAAAAUCCAACCAGGAACACUGCACAAAAAAUUCAGAAGCAACUCCCAGGGCGAGUUUUUUUGAUAAAAAGCGAGCUGCAAGGCAACAAAACAGUGAGAAUCUUUUUCUAAAUGAAACAGCAGAUAAACAGCUCUUUCGUGAUAAGAAAUCAGCAAGUUUUGCAGGAGAAACGAACAAAGUCACAGCUGUACAGAAUUCUACUCUGUGUAAAAUCUUCACCUGCCCUGUUUGCUUUGAGGAGCAAAGAAGCAGUAAUUUGGAAGAGCUUAACAGACACAUUGAUGAGUGCCUUGCUGGGAGUCUUGUUAAAGAUACUGUGGAAAUAUCAGAGAAUGAGAGUUCAAAAGAAAAUACAUUUAACUUUUUUCCGUGCGGUAAAAAUGAAAAUGAUGUAUGUCAGAAAAAUAAAACAGAUCAGUCAGCAGGUACAUGCCAGUCAGCAAGUACAUCUAGCAACUCUGCUAGCAAUAGCGCAGAAAAAUUCACUCAGAUAAUUGUUGAUAAACCUCACAAACAAAGACAGCCUAACCAACUCAGUGAUAUGGCUAGAAACGUGUGUGUAAAACAAUGUCAUGUUCCCCAAAGAAUUUCUCUAAAGAAUGCAGACCAUCUUGAAAAGACUGAGAAUACGGGAGAAACUAGUUCAUCCUGCUUCUUUGAAGUCAAAGAAGACAAUGUUCUUGUUUGUCCAGUUUGUAAUUUAGAACAGAAAACUGCUAGUCUUAUCUCAUUUAAUAGACAUGUGGAUAUCUGCUUAAACAAAGGCAUUAUCCAGGAGCUGACAGAAAAAAAUGAUUGUCCUACUAAGACUUAUGAUACAGAAAAUUCAAACAGAGUUGGAAGUUUAAGUAGAGGACAACAGUGUACAAACCCAUCACAAGGAACAAAAAGGUCUGGACUUGCAACUUCACAGUCAGUAUCAAAAAAGGCCAAGUCAAGCAAUUCCAAGCAUACAAUUGAAAUGUUUUUUAAAUGACUAUGUAGCAAUGUAUUCUGUAUGAAGAAUUUCAUGUUUUAUGACUGCAAAUUAACUUAGCAUCAGUGGUAGGCUUGGGUCGGAUGACUGUCUCUUUUAAGUUAUUGUAUGCCAGUAUAAAAUGAACAUGAUGUUUGAGGUAGAAGACAACUGAGGUCAUUUAAUUUUUUUGAGAAUAAUACAAUUUUCUCAGUUGUUUCUGAGAAACAAAAUUUACUAGCACUUAGUUUUUGUUUGUUUAUAUUGAAAAUGUGAAACUACUUUGUUGGAGUUGCCAACAGUCUUGUGGGUUGCCUCCACUGUUCAACAGAUGGAGCAAGGAGGUUGGAGCUGCCAGUGAGCCAGCUGGCAGGGCAACUGCCUGGGAAAGCAGGCAUCGUUAGCCAGGGUGCCAGGUGAGGCAUCGUUAGCCAGGGUGCCAGGCUGGGCUGACGCGAGGGUGCUCAUCACACACCCGCACUAGCAUCUCUGCCAGGACCAGUGCUGUGUUGCAUGUGACAGACGUACUAAUUCGGGCUUGUGCUUCCUCUGACAAUUCAGCACCAAGCCAAACUGCAGUAUUAGCUGUGUUAUAGUAAAGAAGAGUUGCGUUUCCUGAUUUCAGUUCUUAAGAACAUUUGUUUCAUGAAUUGAGACAAAAACUGGUUAGUGUUACAGUUUCAAAGGAAAAGAGCAAGAUUUCAGAGCCCAGGCAGGUUUCCACUGUAGUCCCUGGAAAUUACUUGAAUAAGAGGUGAUGCACCAAUCCUAGUAUGCUCAGUCCUACCAGAUACAAAAUGAUUUCACUGAUGUAAAAAAUGUAAUAAACCUGUUGAUGACAAAAGAAUGAUUCCACAUUAGUCAGACAUACGCUGUUUGAUCCUUGGCCUUUUUGAAAGAGACAGAGCUUCAAGUUUCUUUGAAACUGUCAAGUCAGUACCUUUCAAAGGCAGGAAAGUCAUUCUAACUAAAAAAUCUUACAGUGCAAUAAUUGUAUGAAUGACAUGCAAAUAUUCAUGAUGCUGAAAUGAAACAACUUGCUUAUUAUUACUCAUGUUUCUAUUUGAAAAAUGUUUUGUAUUUUUUUAAUAAACUGUAUUUUAUGAGUACGUGUGUGGGAGGGGGAGUUGUAAAGUGCAAAUAUUUAAAAUACUGCGGUAAGAUAUUUUCCUCUCCACACCAGAUUAUUUAAAUGUAGAUAUUUUAUUAUAAUUAACUACUUUUUAUCAAACAAUUUAUGAUGCUAGCAUACUUAAAAUUAUACAAACAAUGACAAGCCCUUGAUGAAAUAUAAGCUGCUUUUUAAAUUGUAUAAUCUUUAAAGAAAUGACGAUGAUAGAAGCAUCUGUUUUGUUGCCAAACUGUAUUGAGAUUACUGUGUGGUGAUUUUUUGGUUAUUUUUCUGGGUUUUUGUGUGUGCAUGUUGCAGGGGGAGGGGUUGUUUGGAGGAGAAAAAAAAAUGUGUACGUGAGCUGUACUGGAUGCUCUGGUUACGUCCAGGAUCUACUGCUUCACUUCCAGAUUUGCUGGAAUGGUUUAAAAAUUCACCAUGUCUACCUCCCCAUAUCUGCUUAUUUGCCAGAAGCCACUAUGCCCACAGCUCGGUCAUUUGAAUUUGUGUCAGUGCUCCCUAAUCUCCUUUGGACCAAAUCAGCUGGGCUAGUUCAGACUGCUGUGUAAGCUAGCUAGGUUGACUUUGUUUAGAGCAGGUCAGUGAGCAUUCAACAUGUGCUGUUCUGCUGAUGGAGCUGAGGGAUGGAGACUUUUGGUUAGAGAGGCAUAAAAGCAACUGGGGGAGCAAUAGCUUAAGUUUCCACUGCUGUUUAGAAAGCGAACAUCUGUCCCAUAAUUAGCCUACAUCAGUCUGUAUACUGCCUCGUAAGCCCAUAUUUGAGUUGCUAGACUGUUUCUCACUGUCACAUGUUAAAACAAGAUCUGAUUCAAUAAAUGUGUAGAAUUCGAAUACUA
Rhea pennata is the source of this 4927-nucleotide messenger RNA. It is a transcript of the gene POLK, whose product is annotated as DNA polymerase kappa. Gene Ontology annotation, molecular function: damaged DNA binding; DNA-directed DNA polymerase activity. Gene Ontology annotation, biological process: error-prone translesion synthesis. The transcript has 16 exons. Lineage: Eukaryota; Metazoa; Chordata; Aves; Rheiformes; Rheidae. The record is from RefSeq and is a predicted model, not a curated record. Bases 380 to 2980 code for a protein of 866 amino acids. Gene Ontology annotation, cellular component: nucleus.